This is a messenger RNA of Exophiala spinifera, 3957 nucleotides long. RefSeq lists its product as uncharacterized. NCBI's taxonomy places the organism in Eukaryota, Fungi, Ascomycota, Eurotiomycetes, Chaetothyriales, Herpotrichiellaceae. The coding region runs from base 1 to 3957 and encodes 1318 amino acids. Gene Ontology annotation, cellular component: membrane. Gene Ontology annotation, molecular function: ATP hydrolysis activity; ABC-type transporter activity; ATP binding. Gene Ontology annotation, biological process: transmembrane transport. The transcript is spliced from 2 exons. The record is from RefSeq and is a predicted model, not a curated record.
AUGUCUCGGUUCCACGGAGCAUUCGAUUACUUUGCGAUCUUUGUACAGGCGCAACCAUCGCCUCUCGACCUGUUGCUCCUGGUCACAGGGGUCCUCAGCGCCAUUGCUUCUGGUAUCCCGUUCCCUCUGCUUGGCAUCAUCUUCGGUCAACUUCUCGACGAUUUCAACGCCCAGAUCUGCGCGGCAGAGGAUGGUCCAGGGUCGACGAACAACACCACACGGCACUACCAGGACGCGGUCAACGACAAGGUUCUGUACAUAAUCUACCUUGCCAUCGCCCAGUUCGGCUUCAUGUACAUCCACCUCGUGAGCUGGUCUCUGGGCGGCGCCAGGCUUGCGCAACGCCUCCGCGAGCAGUACCUGCGCAGUCUCCUGCGGAAAGACCCGGCCUUCUUCGACGGCCGGCCGGGCGGUGAAGUGUCGUCACGGCUGAACGGCGACAUAUCCAUGAUCCGCAUGGGCACCUCGGAGAAGGUCGGCAUCUGCCUGUCGAGCAUCUCCUUCUUUGUCACGGCGUACGUCGUCGCCUUUAUCAAAAUCCCCAGGCUUGCCGGCAUCCUGGUCGCGCUGGUGCCGGCCUACUUUUCCAUGUCGCUCGUCGGAGGCUAUUUUGUCAAGAAGUACACGUCGCAAGUGUUGGACCGCUUUGCCGCGGCAUCGUCCGUCGCGUCAGAGGCUUUGACCAACGUCGCCGUCGUGCAUGCAUUCAACGCAAACGACAAACUGGAAGCGAGCUUUUCGUCGCACCUGCUCUCGGCGAGAAAGGCUGGAAUCGACAAGGCCCUGGCGAACGGCAUACAGGCCGGCUUGAUGUAUUUCAUCGCCUACGCCGCUGAUGCCCUGGCAUUCUGGCAAGGGAGCCACUUGAUAGCGGAUGCCGUUACCGGCAGCGGUAAAGAUACCACGAUAGGCGCAGUUUUCACCGUCAUUUUCCUCCUGGUUGAUGCCACACUGAUACUCAGUCAAAUGACCCCGUUCCUGGCCAUCUUUGCCGGGGCGGCUGCCGCCUUUGGCAAAUUGAAGAGAGACAUCGAUGCUCCUUCGGUGAUAGAUGGGACGGCAAAUACGGGAUUGAGGCUACCUCACGACAGUGAGGGCGGGUUCAGACUGGAGAAUGUUUCUUUCCACUAUCCAUCAAGACCGGAGCAAGAUGUACUGAAGAAUGUGUCUCUACACCUUCCAGCAGGGCAAAAGACUGCCAUAGUUGGCUUCUCAGGUAGCGGGAAAUCGACCAUAGCCAGCUUGUUGCUUCGACUUUAUGACCCCGUCGAGGGCGCGGUGGUCCUGGACGGCCAUGAUCUUCGCGAGCUGAAUACCCGACAAGUCCGAGGCAUGAUUGGCCUAGUACAGCAGGAAGCCACCUUGCUGGAUCGAUCAAUUCUAGAGAACAUUGCCCACGGGUUGGUGAAUUCAACUGCGCCCGAACACGAGCGACUUCAAGACACACUUCUCGGACCUCAGCUUGGUUUCGUGGCGGCGGCGAUGAGAGAGGGUCGCGCAGUAAUGGAUGCUGCCCGUGAGCAGGGCCCGAUAGUUGAAGAGAUCGUGAGGAUGGUCCAACAAGCAAUGGAAGUCUCAGACGCCGCACGUUUCGUCAAGAACAUGCCAGAUGGCAUGGGCACAAUGGUAGGGUCUGGCGGCACAAGCCUCAGCGGAGGGCAGAGACAACGUAUUGCUAUUGCAAGGAGUGUCGUCAAGAACCCCAAAAUUCUCAUUCUUGACGAAGCCACUGCCUCGCUUGACUCUAGAAGUGAGAGGGAGAUUCUUGAUGCUUUGGAGCGCUGUUCUGAAGGCCGGACUGUCAUUUCAAUUGCUCAUCGGCUCUCCACGAUCCAGAAGGCAGACAAAAUUGUCGUCAUGGAAAACGGCCGCAUUUUGGAAGAAGGAACGCACGCGGAGCUGAUGAGCGGACAAGGAUCCUACGCCGGGCUCGUCAAUCUACAGAACCUGGACUCUAAGUCCCCGACCCGUCGAGGUAGCGAAGAUGUUUCGCUGAGCGGCUUGACCGAAGUGGAAAAAGUAGACCAUGAUCCCGAAGAGAACAGCAAAGCCGAUAUGUCGGUCGAAGUGACCAAGGAGAGCGCCGACAUUCCUAUUUCCAAGGACCUAUCGCCUGAAACUGAUGGCGGACCGGUAGAUCAAAGUCUCGGGAUGUUGACAAAAUCCAUGGCGCGCUUCAUACGUCCUCACGCUCUCGUGGCGCUCUGUGCUCUCGCGGGUGCCAGCAUCGUCGGUGGUGCGUACUGUGCUGACGCUGUCAUCUUCGGACACACUGUCAGCGGACUCAGUCCGUGCCGCUCACCUUCACAAAUUCGAGACAGUGGACGUUUCUUCGCCCUCAUGUUCUUCGUUUUGGCUAUCAUCGAGUUGCUCGCCAACAUAGUGAGCUGGGUCGGGUUUGGCUGGGUUUCCGAGAAGGUCGUCUACACCAUCCGGGUCUUCCUCUUCCGUGCCCUCUUCGAGCAGGAUGUUCAGUGGCAUCAGUCCCAGAACCGAACCCCGUCCAGUCUGCUUGGGUUGAUCACCAACGACGGGAACCAGAUCGCCGGCUUGAGCGGGUCCAUUAUCGGCACCAUUCUGUCAAUUUGCAUCAAUCUGGUCGCGGCGGUCAUCAUGACAUUGAUCAUAGCCUGGAAGAUUGCCCUGGUGUGCAUGGCGAUUGUCCCGCUUCUCCUUGGAGUGGGCUUCACGCAGCUGCGUGCUCUGGCUCGAUUCGCAGACAAGCACGAGCACGCGUUCAACAAGUCCGUCGGGAUUAGUGUUGAAGCCGUCAACUCGAUCAAGACUGUCGCUUCGCUGUCGCUAGAACAUGAGAUCUUGCAGGUAUAUCGUCGCACACUCGACGGGCCACGACGGGAAAUCACCGCCAUCAGUUUUCGUGCCAACAUCUGGCUGGCUCUGCAAUACCUCGUUGGUAAUCUCGCGUUUGCACUGGGGUUCUGGUGGGGAUCUAAGCAAGUCUUCAGCGGCAUGUACAGUCAGACACAGUUCAUCAUGGUGGUCUUCUCUUUGCUGGUUAGUGCUCAACUGUGGACUCAAAUGUUUGCACUUGCUCCAGAGAUCACCAAUGCCCGAGCAGCCAUUGCUAGAGUCAUCAAUGUGAUAGCACUCGGAUCUCCAGCAACCGUGCAGGGUUCUUCGACCGGCAGCAAGAAAGACGACAUUGAAUUCAGUGCAGAGGCCAAGACUGUGUCGCCACAUAAGUCGAGGGGCAUGGACGUGAAGUUGCAGAAUGUCCAUUUCGCUUAUCCAGGCCGCCAAUCUGCCCCUGCUCUCUGCGGCCUCAGCAUUCACAUUCGCCCCGGCCACUUCUGUGGGCUAGUGGGGCCUUCAGGCGCGGGCAAAUCAACCAUCACGUCCCUCAUAGAACGCAUGUAUGUUCCGCAAUCGGGUAAGAUCUUGAUCGACGGGGCGGACAUCUCCAAGCAGGAAGGGACAUCCUUCCGCAACGAUAUUGCCCUCGUACCACAAGAUGGCGUGCUGUUUGAUGGGACGAUACGUUUCAAUCUGUCACUAGGUGCACGUCCCGGGGUAAUUGUGUCUGAUGAGGAGAUGAUGGAAGCAUGUAGAUUGGCCAGUCUCCACGAUACCGUUCUUCAGCUCCCCCAGGGGCUCGAUACCCUCUGUGGCACCAAUGGAAGUCAGCUGUCAGGAGGCCAGAAGCAUCGUUUAGCCAUCGCUCGUGCCCUGGUGCGGAAGCCCCGACUUCUGAUCCUGGAUGAACCUACCAGUGCCUUGGAUGCAGAGACCGAGAAAACCCUGCAGGACAACUUGCGAGUCGCGACGCGAGGCAUCACGGUGCUGGUGAUUGCGCACCGGCUUAACACGAUUCGCCACGCCGACAAGAUCUUUUUGAUAGAGGCGGGACACAGUGUCGAUUCUGGUACACAUGACGAGCUCUUUGAGAGAUCAGAGUCUUACCGCGCGAAUGUCCUCAGCCAAAUGAUUGCGGAAUGA